Aspergillus puulaauensis is the source of this 1440-nucleotide messenger RNA. Its product is annotated as amine oxidase, flavin-containing superfamily. The transcript has a single exon. Bases 1 to 1440 code for a protein of 479 amino acids. Gene Ontology annotation, molecular function: oxidoreductase activity. The record is from RefSeq and is a predicted model, not a curated record. Lineage: Eukaryota; Fungi; Ascomycota; Eurotiomycetes; Eurotiales; Aspergillaceae.
AUGCGCCUCUCAGUUGGACUAACAAGACUGGCAACCUUCGCCACUAUAUGGCCAGGAAUAGUCGGUGCUCAGUCUGACUCCCACGAUGAUAACUGGGAUGUAGACCCAGAGAAUAUCAUCACUCGCGACGUCUGCGUCCUCGGCGGCGGCGCUUCCGGUACAUACGCCGCCAUCCGCCUACGAGAGCUAGGCCAGAGCGUCGCUCUCGUCGAGAAGCAGGACCACCUAGGCGGGCAUACAAGAACAUACCACGACCCAGGCACAGGCACGACAAUUGACUAUGGCGUGUGGGUGUACGAGAACAACACCGAAGCGACAAACUUCUUCGGCCGUUUCAACAUCUCCCUGACAGUCCAGGAUUUCUCACGGAUCACCCAGGCGAGUCAGAGAUACGAUCUUCGCACGGGGGAAGCCGUCCCACCACCUGCUGGGAAUGCCACGGAUGCCAUGGUCCGUUAUGCCGAGCAGCUGUUGAAGUAUCCUUAUCUUUCAAAUGGAUGGGAUCUUCCUGACCCCGUCCCAGCAGAUCUCCUGCUUUCGUUCCGUGACUUUGUCGCGAAGUACGAGCUCGGGGCUGCGGUGGAGAUACUCACCCUCUAUGCGCAGGGGCUGAGGGGGGACAUCCUAGACUAUCCCGUGGUGUAUAUUAUGAAGUACUUUAGUCUGGGUGUGCUCAGUGGCGUACAGAACGGGUUCUUGACGACCGCAAACCACGACAAUCAGGAGCUGUACGCAGCCGCACAGGCGGAGCUUGAAGAGGACGUCCUGCUAAACAGCACAGUCAUUAGAAUUCGGCGAGAAGAAGAAGUUGUUGAUGUUGAGACCGGUUCCAAGCAGCAUCACAUCCUGGUCCGCACUGCAACCGGCGUGAAGCUCAUCAAAGCCAACAAGCUGAUCGUGACUAUCCCGCCUACUCUCGCGAACCUAGAAGGUUUCGACCUGGACAGUCAUGAAGAAAGCAUCUUUGCCCAGUUCCAAUACAGCUUCUACUACACAACGGUCCUCAGUCUCCCGGGCAUCCCCAGCGACGUCCAGAUCGUAAACCGCGGCAUUGAUACAGAAUACAACGUCCCUGUUCUUCCUGGUGCAUAUGUGUUCUCCCCCUCUGCUCUGCCGGGGGUUUUCACGGGAUACUUCGGGGGCGGCGACCAGAACCUGACAGAGGGAGAAGUAGCGGAGCUUAUCCAGGGUAAUGCGCUCUCACUACAGAAUGCCGGGUAUGAUGUAGAAACUGUGGAGAUACUGGCUUACGGCAACCAUAGCCCGUUUGAGCUGUUCGCGCCUGCCGAGGCGAUUGCCAGCGGGUUCUAUCGGGAUUUGUAUGCGCUGCAGGGAUAUCGGGGGACCUGGUAUUCGGGGGCUGCAUUUGAGGCUCAUUCUUCGGCGGCGUUGUGGAAGUUCACUGAGACGUUGUUGGUUGAGAAGGUCUUGAGUGGUUGA